Messenger RNA from Pundamilia nyererei, 687 nucleotides. RefSeq names its product upper zone of growth plate and cartilage matrix associated b (gene ucmab). The transcript has 5 exons. The record is from RefSeq and is a predicted model, not a curated record. Gene Ontology annotation, biological process: regulation of osteoblast differentiation; embryonic skeletal system development. Lineage: Eukaryota; Metazoa; Chordata; Actinopteri; Cichliformes; Cichlidae. Bases 89 to 502 code for a protein of 137 amino acids. Gene Ontology annotation, cellular component: extracellular matrix.
AUCCCACCUCUCACAUACGUCUUACUCCCCUCUCUCCCUCCUGCUCUUCUUCAUCACUCACAUCUCUCAGUAUUUCAGAGUUUAAAAGAUGUCCUGGACGUAUGCAACCCUCUUGGCUCUCCUCACUGUGCUUUUUGCACUUUCAUGGUCUCCGGAGGCCAGCUCUGCAGCUGUGCCCGGUAGCACAGGCAGCACUAAAGAUCCUCAAGGUCCACUGAAAAGGGUCUUCAUGAAGCAGGCCGAUGCCUCAAACUUCUUCAGAAGACGCAACAGACGUGGUGUGAAGUCCCAGGAUGAGCUGGACGCUGAGCAGAGGCAGAUUUUGGCUGCAGAUGAGCGGAAGAGAGAGUUUCACGAGGAGAAGCGGAACGAGUUUGAGAGCUACGCUGAGGAGGAACAUGACGAGCAAAACGAGAGGAGCAGAGAGAGCACCGAGCAGUGGAGGGAGUUCCACUAUGACGGGAUGCAUCCUGCCUACGAGUACAACCGUCACUCCACCUAAGAGUGAUAAGAGGAGACGUGCGACUGCUACAUAGCGAUGCUUUUCCACACAAAAUGUGACCGCUAACAUAGUAAAGGCAACGACUAUACAAUGUAUUUUUCAUUUUUAACUAGAUUAAUGAUUAAUUGACUAAUCACGUGGUGUAGAAAAUGUUAGAGAAGUGUUUAAAAAUGGUCUGACAAAGU